AUGCAACUCACCGCUCUCUUCACUUUCCUCCUCCUUGGAGCUGCUUCCGCCAACCCCGUCCUCGAGGCUCGCCAGAAGGAUGGCGAGUGCACUGAGAAGUACAACUGCUGUUACUCGUCGAGGGAUGCAUGCAACAGGCAGCUUGGUGGUUGGGCCAACUUCCUGACUGCCCAGAUGUACUGCCCUCUGCACAAGUACUGCAUCGACUACGGUAUCACCCGCAAGCAAUGCAACGCCGACUGCUGCGACAUCAAGACCGGUUGGGGUCGUGGCUGCCCCGGCAAAUAA
Lasiodiplodia theobromae is the source of this 288-nucleotide messenger RNA. Its product is annotated as Cytochrome p450. The transcript is spliced from 3 exons. NCBI's taxonomy places the organism in Eukaryota, Fungi, Ascomycota, Dothideomycetes, Botryosphaeriales, Botryosphaeriaceae. The coding region runs from base 1 to 288 and encodes 95 amino acids. The record is from RefSeq and is a predicted model, not a curated record.